This is a messenger RNA of Oncorhynchus gorbuscha (pink salmon), 2479 nucleotides long. RefSeq names its product protein FAM163A-like. Bases 524 to 1006 code for a protein of 160 amino acids. The record is from RefSeq and is a predicted model, not a curated record. The transcript has 5 exons. NCBI's taxonomy places the organism in Eukaryota, Metazoa, Chordata, Actinopteri, Salmoniformes, Salmonidae.
UCCUUCUUUCCAAACAAUAAUUUGAUGCGCAUUCAUUAUUUUUUUCACUACAAGACUGAGCGGGUGCAUUUCUGCCUGAUCCUUCUAGCGAGUGGGCUACAUAACCGCGACGAUACCUCACCGGAUGAUAGUGGCUAUUAUUGUACUCUGACCUCUAUUGAAAUGACUAUCCAGCACCAAGACUGUUGCGUCCUUCCAGAGGCACCGCGCGGGCAGGCUACUCAUUGGAUGAACGUCCGCCGCAAUCCGUAGCCUAUUCCAGUGCCCUUUUCUUCUUAUCUUCUCGGAAAUGCAAUAACAGUUGGGGUGGCUUUUAUAGUGGUAAAACUCAAGAGGAAUACUGCAAGUUGAGGAAACGAACAAUGUGACACGUACAGUGCCCGACAAAGAACGACGAGGCUGUGUAUCUGUCCAUCAGCGUCUCCUCCCACCUGUGACCUGGGUUUUCCUCUCCUGCCCUCCGAACACUCUUCUGAUGUGUUAAAGCACACUUUGCUGAACAGUUUGAUGGAGAGCUGGUCGGAUGACAGCUGGAACUGUUGUCAUAACCGGAGGAAUUCUCGCCACGGUGAUUCUCUUGGUUAUCAUAGCAGUGCUCUGUUACUGUAGACUCCAGUAUUACUGCUGUAAGAAGAAUGGGUCAGAAGGGGACACCGGCUCCAUCACGCAGCCCCAUUUUGCCUGCAAUGCGUGCAGUGCACCCGGGGUGGAUGGGGCGGCCGUCACCCCCCUCUUCCCAGAGCCCACUGCCCCCCACGCCUCAGGGCCUCCCCGCAACUACUGUCCCACCUGCUCGCCCUACGAAUCACCCUUCUACAUCCGCACCACCGAUGGGAUGCGCAACGGUGGCGAGCGCAUCACCUACAUGCCCACUCACUAUGAGAACCCAGCGCUGGGUCUCGACCUGCCCUCCCUGCAUGGCUCCCUGCUGAGCACCGGCCAGCAUCGCGGCAACCCAGCACCGGACUUCUAUACCAACACUCGCGCUAUAAGUACAGAGGUGUGACCCACUUCGUAUGGGGUCCUGGUGGCUCAGUUGGUUGGAGCGUGCUGCUUCCAACUCUGGUGUUGUGGGUUUGAUUCUGUACACAGAAUAUUUGUUCAUUUUCGUUUUGGAUAAAAGAAACUGGUAAAUUACCAUAUUUUUAUGAGGAUGGCCACUGGUAGCCACUGUCUCUCUCUGCUGACCGCUACAGAGAAGAUGAUGGAAAAGUAGCAUUGAGAGACAACAUGGAGCAUUGACCACUUGAUCUGGUCAAACACUUCCUGGUUCUCUCUCUCUCUCUCCCUACACUGUCAGCUAGCUUCCAGCUGGUUCUCUCUCUCUCCCUACACUGUCAGCUAGCUUCCAGCUGGAUUCGGGUAGUACUGUUUUUAUUUAUUUAAAUGGAGGUAGCUAUGUUUGUUGUUGUUUAAACCCCCCUAGGCUCCUGUAAUACAGAGGCAGAUAUCAUCCCUUUGUGUUUAAUUGACUAAGGGGACAAGACCAAGACCUAUCCACUGUCUGGCAAGGUAGUGUGUGGGAUUCCAAUCUUCACUGUUUGAGGGCUAUCUGUAUUGUGGUUUCACCUGCACCUACUCUUUGUCAUUUCCUUGUAUCUGCCAAUAGAGACAAAUGAAAGCUAACUGCAUUUGAGUGAUGGUAAUCAGAAGAAGAUGAACAAUCAAGUCUCCUAAGAGUAAUGCAGAAAAUACAAAGAGACAGUAACUACUUCAGAGCUUUCUCUAUGCAAGCUCUUUCACAAUCAAACCUGAAACGGUUGGAGAGAAAAGCCUAACAAUGCAGCUGUCAAUUGUAUGUUUUUCUUUUUCAAAAAUGUUUGUCAUAUGUAACUGGAACUAUUGAAAGAUUAUUGUUUGUUGUCUUCUGUUAUUGAAAGAUGUAUGUACUACGCCGACUUUUGAGACCAUGGAAUUUGAUUCCAUAAUAUUACGACUCAAAUAUUGCAGUUUAAAAGAUAGUUUUAAUGUAAAGACAGUGGCAUUUUGUCAGUGGGUGAUGAUUUGUCCGUUUUGUCUCUGUACCCGUGUCAUUGAGUUGGGCUACCACUCUUUGCUCAGAGCACUGAAGCUACUGUACGGUUCAAAUUAACAUAUUGUAUUUCUCUUUAUUGACAGUGAUGCAACAACUUGGAAAUGUAUAUAUUACCAAAUGCAUUGAAGGCAUUUAUAAUUAUUUGUUUGUCUCCUUGAUUGACUGGCUGAUGACUUUUGGGAUUCGGCCACAAUGUAUUUUUAAUUGGGACGUGCAAGUCUGGUAUAAUUUAGAUGUAGUUUGUGCCAUUUUUGUGUCCACACUUCAGAUCCCCUGAGUGUUGAUUCUAUGAACUGUAAACAUCCAUGUCUUUACACAUUUGAGUGUUUCUUUCAACUUGUGAAAUAAAAUAUCUAUGGUAAUUGGUAACAAAAUACAAUUAUUAGCCUAUUUAUAUAAUUAUAUGGCACUCAUUUUAAACUCCUAUUAAACAAUAUUGCUGGC